AUGGAGCUCAAGACAAUCACUGUGCACGCUGGGACCAUUUUUGACCCCAAAGCCAAGAAGUUUAAAGAAAAUGUAUCAAUCACCGUCGAUCCUGGUACGGGCAGCAUUGUUCACGUACUGCAACGGAACACAGGCACGGCCAAUAUCAGGGAAGGCGACAUUGACCUCCGUGACAAGAUUGUCAUGCCAGGAUUUGUAGAUGCACACACUCACAUCUUCCUACACGCCUACAACGAAUCAUGUUCGGAGGGGGCUGCUCUCAGGAUAACACUACAUACCGCGACCUGGGCACAGAGGGAAUGGGCUCAUUCGACACAAACGUACGAGAUGCCAUCAACCGCUCUUCGUGGCGACAGAGUGUCUCGCCGGGGCCAGUAUCCUGCAGGGCAGCCGUUCGGAGAUGAGUCGCCACGGAUCAAGCAUCUCCGUUCAAUUCCCGCCCAGGAACCUGUCGUCAUGUUCAACCAAGACGAAAUGAAGGCCAUGGUGGAGGAGGCGCAUCUGGCGGGACUUCCUGUGGCAUGCCACGCCGCCACAGCAGAGGGAGCGGCCAUGGCGGCAAAAGCAGGCAUAACCAGCAUCGAGCACGAAACCUCGUGA
Metarhizium acridum CQMa 102 is the source of this 600-nucleotide messenger RNA. RefSeq lists its product as uncharacterized. The record is from RefSeq and is a predicted model, not a curated record. Lineage: Eukaryota; Fungi; Ascomycota; Sordariomycetes; Hypocreales; Clavicipitaceae. Gene Ontology annotation, molecular function: hydrolase activity, acting on carbon-nitrogen (but not peptide) bonds.